Molecule: messenger RNA, 2780 nt
Organism: Hemibagrus wyckioides
Lineage: Eukaryota; Metazoa; Chordata; Actinopteri; Siluriformes; Bagridae
Product: protein FAM217A
Exons: 5
Coding region: 1671-2642 (323 amino acids)
Source: RefSeq, a predicted model, not a curated record
UCUUCAGCUCAUAUCACAUAGACCGCUUACGUUUCACAAUGCUAUGAAUAUCAGAGGAGAUCUGCGCCGAAUGCACUAGAGCGAAGUAGAUAGCGAACCCUGCUAGACAGCGAUAAACAGAGAUAUAAGUCCGCGAAUCCGAAUGGUUUUAACAGUAACUUUAACAGUGUGGAAAGACAAAACGCAUUUUGUGUAUACGCAUAAACCUACCUAAUUAGAUAUAAAAGAAGAGCCACCAACGAGGCCACCAAGACUCUGCUGACAGUCGUCACCCCCUCUAAAUGAUAAACAUGGAACCGCCCGAGCUCUGCAAACAAGACUGGAACAUUCCACUAUUUACUUUGCGGGGGUGUUAAUAGUGUUACUCAAUUGCACUCAUUCUAAAUAUAACUAUUUAAAAAAAUAAUAAUUCUGGAUUUUUGUUUCUUUUGGCGUAAUUUCAGAAAUCGUGCUAUUAUAUGAAAAAAUACUCUUAUAUUGAGUAAUACAUGUCAAAUAAUGUCAAAAGUCUGAAUGAAUUAAAACAAAUAAAUCAAAUUAAUGAAAACACAAACAAACAAACAAACAAAAACCAAAUAAAUACUAAUAUAUAAUACGUGUAGCCAGUUUUAGGAAGGAGAAAAAAAAGACAAAAUAGGAAAUACAUACCGUAUGUGUUAUGAUAUUAAAAGUGAGUUAUAAAUAUUAUAGUGGCUGAAUGUGAUAUUGAGGUUAUAUCUCAUCAUUGUACAGCAAUCUAGACUGAUCUGCUUGUAUAUAAAGAAAUGAAGGACUUUCUCUACAUCAGCAUGUUUUAUGUUGUUCCUGUCGGUUGCUAUGGAUAAAGUGUUUUACUCCGGACAACAGGAAGUAUGAAAAGCGUCUCUGGCAGUCCAUUCACCAAUAUUUAUACAGAAGAUGUUGGAUUAUUUGAGGAGCCAUAACACAUGUGGACCAUGGAAAAAAGUGGGCGUGGUUAUCAGGUUUGGAGUGUAUUGGUUUGUUGUACAAAACAUUGUUAAAAUCGUAUCUCCUUAAGAAAACUUUUCCUCUCUUUAUAUAGUUCAUUAGAGCAGAGCGUCCACUCCAUGUACAUAGUGCGAGUCUAUGGGUAAGAUGGGCGGGACCCAUAGGCCAAGAGUGGAGUGAAUGGGCGGGGCGUGCUAGCACAGUGAGAAACAGGUGGGCGGGGUGUGUUAGCCCAGCGGGUUACGAUGACCCCGCCCACUGCCCAACACCUAAUGACGUAAGAGGCCAUUCAACAACCUGAUGUCCAGCUGCUCAGGAGCUUCUCGUUGAUUGUGCUUCACCAUUUCUGUUCUCAGCGUAAAAGCCUCAGAGUAUUCAACCAAGAGGACAGGACACUACUGCCCACCAUUCCUGCACCAUCUCAAGGUCAGGGCAUUUAGUAAAUGUCAAUUUUCUCAUAUUUUUCUUUUUUUAAUUCAUUUCAAUGUUUCAGUACAGGUGUCUCUUUACCAAGAAGUUGGGUUCAUUGUUUACAGAUCUCUUGAUCAGAUGCUUGACACAACAAAUUGAAUAUCUACACCUGUCUAAAGGAUUGAGUGCACCAAAGGUAUCAGAAAGCUUCAUCUGUCAGAAGUGUCGAUCUGGUGCAUAAGCCAGCCAUCUGCCGUGACUGGCCGGAAUCCGCCAAAGUUCUGAGACAUCAUCAUAAGAACAAGCUAAGGAUGCUGACCCACAGGUGGAAGAAGCUUGGUGUUCCAGAUCCUGUCAGUAGUAACAGGAAGGAGCAUAUACGUGAGCAGAGCCAUAAAAAGGAGCAACUUGCAAUGAAAACCAACUCUCUGCUGAAAAUCACCCCCAUACAGGCAAGCCAAGCUGCAGCUCAAAGAGAAAAUAUGGAAACAGAUGGCUCACACUGUUUAAGUUCAAACAGCUCUGAAGUUGGACUUUCAGAAGGGAAAAUAAGUGACAAACACUCAUCGUAUAACACAUCAGGAUCAUCAGAGUGCCACACUGACCUUUCAGAUCAAGAGCAGGAAAGCAUCGAAAUGUCAAAAUGGGCAGCUGCUGUGGAAUUAGACUUAAAGCCAGAGCCUUUUGAUGAGGACUUGGGCCUGGAUUAUCAUUUCACAGAAACUGCAUUUUACCCAGAGGUUCUUCCUGCGUCACUCCUGGACUCCACACAGAAUCUUUCCUCUGAAAGUCUUGAUGUGAUUGAUCCUUGCCUUGCUUCUGUAAUAGCGCGGCUGAUUGAGCUAGAAAGGCUUCAGGCUGCUACUGUGCAGAAAGAGCGAGCAAAGCUAGCUCGACCCCGUCCAGCUACUGCUAACACACGCAACAAACGAUCGAGAAAAAAUGACCUUUCAGGAUGCAAGACAGGGAUUUCAAAGGAUGCAGAAUUCAACUCAGUUAUGUGUAGUUUUACCAAACUUAUGGUUUGUCCCAACUCUUCAUGCAGGUGCAGGAAUCCUACUUGCCCAAAACCAGGGCAAGUUGCCAGGAGCAAGUUGCCACAUCCCACCUUGCCUAAAUGUCCUGACAGUUUAUCAGGCAAAUGCAAAACAGCUGAAUCUGGGCGCCCAAAUUUCUCCGAGAACGUAAAGGUCCCACGUGUGCCAAACAGGACCAAGAGUUCAAAGACACAGAGAAGCUCAAUGUCAGCUAAAAAGGCAACAGUUCCCAACAGAAAAACUUAACCCUGUUAAUCAUCAGUGUUGGAUGUUUGUUAUUAAGGAAUUGCAGUGCUGUAUAUCUAUGGUCAGAGUUGUUUAUUGCUCAAAAUAUUAGCACUAGAAAAGAUGGAGAGAAAAAAAAAACACCACAGGAGUAUUAAA